GCAUGCAUGUCCAUGCAUUCAUUGAGAUUGCACAACGGCCACCACACAUAAACAACCAAAGACCACAGCCCACACACAACACUGAACACGACUGGACAAUGGCGAAGAAGGGCAAGGGCAACGCAGGGGCCGCCGCUGCCGCUGCUGCUGCUGCCAAGAAGACAAAGAAGAGCAGUAGCAGCAGCAUCGGUGGAAGGAAGAAGGCGGCGAAGCAGGCAGGGUCAACGCCUGCUCUGUCCCCGCUGUCAGUGGUGCUGGCAGUGCUGGUGCUGGGCGUUGCGGUGUGGAUGGGUGCGCAGUGGUGGUGCAGCACAACCCUCAACAACCGACCGCACAGCAACACAUCGCCAAGCGCUGACGGUGAUACAAGCAGCGACAGCGAGCAUGCCGGCGACAGUGACCCACCGUCGCUGAUCCAGCACGUGCUGGACACGCACAGCCGUGUGGACCCGGAGCACGAGCACAGCUCAGCCGUGUAUCCGCGCGCAACACUGGCAUACGUCACGCCAUGGAACAACAAGGGCUACGACGUGGCCAAGCGGUUCUUGGGCAAGUUCAGCCACGUCUCGCCCGUGUGGCUGCAGCUGAACGUGGACGGCGGGCGCUUCGUCGUCAAUGGCGAGCACGACAUAGACCUGGGCUGGGUGGCUGAUGUGCGGCGGCCGGCGCCGGGCACAAACCGCGUCGCCAAGGUUGUGCCCCGAAUCCUGGUGGAGGGCCCCGCCAUGAUGAGCGUCCUCAGCCCAAACAGAGACAAGCAACAGGAGGUCCUCAGCAAGCUCUUGGACGUGUGCUCGCGCAACAAGUUUGACGGCCUCGUGCUGGAGCUGUGGAGCAGGCUGCAGAUCUCGCCGGAGAUCCGGUCUGCGUUGACCCAGCUCGUGUCGUUCCUGGGCGACGGUAUGCGCCGCAACAACCUCGAGCUCAUCCUGGUGGUGCCGCCCGUGAGCAGCAGCUUUGGACACGCGGACUUUGACAAGCUCGCCUCCACGGUGAGCUACUUCAGCAUCAACACAUACGACUACUCGGCUGGCGGCACCGCGGGGCCCAACGCGCCGUACAAGUGGGUGCGGUCCACCCUGGAGACGCUGCUGCGUGCGACGCAGCGCGGCCGAGCCAAACCGGAGCAGCUGCUGCUGGGGCUCAACUUCUACGGCAACCUGUUCACGCCAGAAGGCGGCCGCCCCAUCCUUGGGCGCGACUUUGUGACCAUGCUCGCAGAGUCCAAGGACCACGUCACCAUGUCCUGGAACGAGGGUGCGCGGGAACACGUUGUGAAGCCUACGGCAAGCAGCCAACCAGUUGCGCUGUACUAUCCGACGGAGCGGUCCAUCCAGGAACGCAUUGCGCUUGCCAAUGAGCUUGGCGUUGGCAUUUGCAUCUGGGAGAUUGGCCAAGGCCUUGACUACUUCUACAACGUCAUCUGAUAUGGGGUCGGGAGGGGGGGGGUGUUCGUGUGUGUGUGUGUGUGUGUGAAUGUGUGUGAGUGUGUGUGAAUGUGUGUGAAUGUGUGUGAAUGUG
Messenger RNA from Salpingoeca rosetta, 1521 nucleotides. Its product is annotated as chitinase domain containing 1 isoform 2. The transcript has a single exon. Gene Ontology annotation, molecular function: oligosaccharide binding; chitin binding. Gene Ontology annotation, cellular component: extracellular region. The record is from RefSeq and is a predicted model, not a curated record. NCBI's taxonomy places the organism in Eukaryota, Choanoflagellata, Craspedida, Salpingoecidae. Gene Ontology annotation, biological process: carbohydrate metabolic process. The annotation marks the transcript as partial.